Molecule: messenger RNA, 329 nt
Organism: Chiloscyllium plagiosum (whitespotted bambooshark)
Lineage: Eukaryota; Metazoa; Chordata; Chondrichthyes; Orectolobiformes; Hemiscylliidae
Source: RefSeq, a predicted model, not a curated record
AUGAAGAUUGAAGGCCAUAAAACAUUGGAACAGAAGAGCAAGUUCCGGGCUGCUUUCGACGUUUUCGUUCAGGAUGCAGCUGACGGGUGUAUCAGCACCAAGGAGCUGGGCAAGGUGCUGCGGAUGUUAGGCCAAAACCCCACCCCGGAGGAGCUGCAGGAGAUGAUCGAUGAGGUCGACGAGGAUGGCAGCGGCACAGUGGACUUCGACGAGUUCCUCGUCAUGAUAGUGAUGAGCAACAAGGAUGAGAGCAAGGGCAAGUCUGAGGAGGAGCUGGCUGAGUUAUUCCGCAUGUUCGACAAGUAGGUACAUCCCCGUGGGGCAUCCGC